AUGAACCUCGAUAUCUGCCCAAAGCGGGGAGAGGAGGAAAAGAAAGCAUUCCGAGUGGGUAGAGCGGUCUGGCAGACGAUGCAAGCAUUUGCGACAAUAACAAAGACGGCUCAGAACAGCGAGGAUGGCGCAGAUGAAAUGAAAGACAGCGGGAAGCCAAGCCACGAAAUGAUCACAGAUGAAGCCGAAGCCAGUGGGGAUUCGGAUGGUGAAGAUGAUAAAGGCGACAAUUUUGAAGCAAUACCGGAUUAUGGUAGUAGUUUCGGUGUUCAACAGGUUUCGGCGAUGCUCGAUACGCCUGCUCACCAGCGCGCUGGCCGCAACAAAAACAUUGUCAUUGUGGGUAGCCAGUUGUCAAAGCUGACGUAUUCCUUUACCCGACGGAGGGUCCAGGACGACUGGUAG
Molecule: messenger RNA, 405 nt
Organism: Alternaria postmessia
Lineage: Eukaryota; Fungi; Ascomycota; Dothideomycetes; Pleosporales; Pleosporaceae
Exons: 1
Coding region: 1-405 (134 amino acids)
Source: RefSeq, a predicted model, not a curated record